Molecule: messenger RNA, 2581 nt
Organism: Cyprinodon tularosa
Lineage: Eukaryota; Metazoa; Chordata; Actinopteri; Cyprinodontiformes; Cyprinodontidae
Product: LHFPL tetraspan subfamily member 3 protein-like
Exons: 4
Coding region: 736-1413 (225 amino acids)
Biological process (GO): sensory perception of sound
Cellular component (GO): plasma membrane
Source: RefSeq, a predicted model, not a curated record
UGCAUGUGCUGCUGAUGUGUUUGCAUCCGAUGCGUCGUCAGUUCGUUAUAUGUUGACGCAGCGUUCUCAUCAAGGUGUGUGUCAUCGUUCGCACGAGCACACGCGCGCGUGGCUGGCGGACAGGCUGUGGGCUCGUCCACCAUCUGUGCGCCCCUCCCUCUGUGACUCGCAGCAUCCCCGGCAGCUCAGUGGACGCUGCUGCCUCACCAUCCAUCCCUGCUUCACGGCCAAACAGAGGCAGGCGUUAUAUCUGAAUGCGUAAUUUGCAGUGGGACGCUUUGAUUCGUGAGCCGCUGCGUCCUUGUUAGUGAAUGCGACCCCAUUUGGAGUCAUUUACUAAUAACAAGCUGUUGCUUUCAGCUGAAAUUCAUUUUAAAACGCUUCUUUCUCGGUGGGAUUUUUCCAAGUUUGUCCAAAUGCGGCAGCGAUGAGCUGCGAGCGAAUCAGAGGGAGGCGGUUUGAGUUGUCAGAGUCACAUCCAGGGUUCAAGCUCUCCUCACUUUGCUCCUCUGCCUGCUUUUUGGGGGAUGCGACGUCAUGAGCUGAUCCCGCCUGACAGAUGUGCUGCAGCUGCACAGGCACAGAUAGUCCGAUCCUGAUUUUUUAUUAUUAUUUAAAUGAUAAUGCUGCAAAAAGGAAGGAGGGAGAAAAUCUUCUUAUGAGAUAAAUGUGAGGUUCUCUUGUUUUUCCACUGACGGAUCGCAAACCUUCAUUCAUUUUUCGGCUCUGCGUAAGAUGAUACCUGGAUCUGCCGCAUCAAUGCUACCAUCUGCAGAAGCCGCGAAAUUGUACCAGACCAAUUACGUCCGCAACUCCCGUGUAAUCGGACUCCUGUGGGCCAUUUUCACGAUCCUGUUCGGCAUCGUUAACGUGACCAUCUUCUCGCAGCCCUAUUGGAUCGGGGAUGGCAUGGACACCCCGCAGAUCGGCUACUUCGGCCUGUUCCACUAUUGCAUCGGGGACGGACACUCCAGGGACCUGGACUGUCAGGGCAGCUUCACCGAGUUCGCCGCCAUCCCCUCCACUGCGUUCAAGGCCGCCUCCUUCUUCAUCGGAAUGUCAAUGAUGUUGGUGGUCACCUGCAUCGGCUGCUUCAGCCUCUUCUUCCUCCUCAGCACCUCCACCGUCUACAAGAUCUGUGGCUGGAUGCAAGCAGCAUCAGGUGUCUGUCUUGUGCUGGGGUGUAUGAUCUAUCCUGAUGGCUGGGACAGCGAUGAAGUCAGGAGGAUGUGUGGGGAGCAGACAGACAAGUACAGCCUGGGAGCUUGUUCAGUGCGCUGGGCUUACAUCUUGGCAAUCAUGGGCAUCCUGGAUGCCCUCAUACUCUCCUUCCUGGCCUUUGUCCUGGGGAACCGACAGGAUGGACUAAUGACGGAGGAGCUGCUGGCUGAAAGCAAGGGAGGGAACGCUUAACUGAUGUUUAGGUUCCCUGUUCCGAGUGUCAUUUCCUAUGAAGCACCAGUCAUUCGGUAAUGUAUUCAAAGAGAGCGGACCGAUUCAAGGAUCAAGUGGAACUCUAUGGAAGCAUUCGGCCUUCCUUUUCACCAAUGUAACCUACCUUUGAAGUUCAUCCAUUCUGUCCAAAGCCCUCAAUCGUUGAUUCCAGCACUUAGAUGGAUCCCAGGACACCGUUUCCGACUUAGAUCUAAGGAGCCAACCCUUGUACAGCAAUGCACAGACCAUGGCGAGGGCAGUGACUGUUACUCUGGGAAGAAGACGGUAUACGUACGGAGUAUCUAUUUAUCUAACGGCCUGAGAACCAUUGACAUUUACACUUUCAGCGCAACCACAAAUCAUCCAACAACAUACAGAAACCUACACAAGCAGUACAUUCAGAAAAAAGACUUAAAUAUUAUUGUGUAAUUACAAGUAUUAACCUAUGUUAACACCAAAAUGUGUGUGUCACCGUCAGAAUGGGUAUCAUGUUUUAUUUGUUAAAAGUAGAAAAAAGAAAUAUAUCAGCUUAAUCUGUAGUGUUAAGAUUAAACAAUGUUAAGGUUUAUUUUUCAUCUCUGGCUCAUAGGAUACUUUCUUUCCCUGAAAAUAAUAUUUAAAACCAUUUUCCAUUAAUAUUAUACUACAGAGACAACUAGAAUAACAAAGUGUGUAUAGAGAAUAUUUCAAAGUGAUCUAUGAGGAUUUUAACGAAACCCAUUCAACAUCCUAUUUACUACCCAACUUUGCACAGUGCUCAAGUUUUAAAAAAAGAAUUCAUAUUUUGUAGCUGAUGUAUCUACACUGUGAUGGUGGCUAUCAGAACUGCCAGCUGCAAGACUCUUAGCCGCUACACGAGUCUGACUCUGUAUGUUAGUGUGUUUUGGUAUUAGCAUGCACACACACAUCAUUGCUGUAAUGCUACGUUCAGACCGCAGGCAGCAGGAGCAGCAAAAAGGCGCGUGCUGCUUCAUUUUUGAUGCUUGUACAAGUUUAGUUCUGACGCGCUUCUGAAGCAUCUUUGCUGCUUUAGCUGCACGGUUGAAAAGUGGAUCUGAUUUGCGUUUGGCAGAGCUACCCUAUCCUCUCUUUGCCUGUAACAAUGGCAGCUAUAUAUGCUGUGAUCAGUAGGUAAAAAGUAGUUUUA